AUACUAUUUCGCUUUUAAUGCACACGUUCACUUGCAAAAUUGAAAUGGUCUUACGAAAAUCAUAUCGCAAAAUUUUAUUAUAAAGCAAUUCUACCUUUAUAAACAUCGUUCUAAUUUUUAGGGCGGGUAAAGAAAUGAUCAUAUAAUGUUGUUGAGUAUAAAAUUACUGUGUUUAUUAGAUAUUUUGGUUAUAGUAAUAAGUUUUAAUAUAGAGAAGAUCGCUGGAAGUAACGAAAACGUUGAAGAUGACGAAGCUAGUAUCAAGCAAGCUUUGUUUUUAAUAAAACUGCUUAAAUCAGAUUUUGGGAAAAUUUUGCGGACGACCGGUAUCGGCCAAGAUGAAGUUACCCCAAAUUAUAUCGACGAUGCUAACAGUACGUGUGGCCUGCGCUCCGACGAUAGCAACUCCACGACCGCCACUAGCACGCCGCCAGUCAGCGCUCCAGUAAUGGGAUUCAACCGACGAAUGAUGCCUGCAUUUGAAAAUAGUCGAAGACAAGGCGGAAUCUUAAAUAAAACAAAAACUGUAACACGAAACGAAACAAAAAAUGAUCAAGUCAAAUCAAAAAAUGGCAAGAACUUUAAUAAUACAAGUGAAACAAGACACGACCCAAAAAAUGGCAAACACUUAAAUGAUGUUACAACUGAAACACGCCACGAAGCAAAAAGCGAUAAAGUUAAAUCAAAAAAUGGCAAAAUCUUAAAUAGCACAUCAACUGAAACAAGACUCAAAGCAAAAAAUAAUCCAGUCAAAUCAAAAAAUAGCAAAAACUUAAAUAACACAGCAACUGAAACACAAACCGAAUCAAAAACAUAUCAAGUCAAAUCAAAAAAUGGCGAGGAAGCAAAAAAUGUUCCAGAAGACAUAAAAUACAAUCAAGUCGAAUCAAGAAGUUAUUUAAGAGCAGGAGCAACUGAUCCGCCAGAUCUAACAAAAAGUAAAGGAAUAACUAACAAAGAAAGCUCGCAACUUAGGUCUGAAAAACAAACUACAAAUAUGUUUCGAUCUUCCUUGAAAAUAUUUUUACCACAUAGCUCUAGGCUUCCUAUACCUCUCUCAGAAAACAACGCAUUUUGUCAUUUUUACCCGACUAACCCUAUAUGUUAAAUAAAUGUUAUUUUCAGUU
Spodoptera frugiperda (fall armyworm) is the source of this 1127-nucleotide messenger RNA. RefSeq lists its product as uncharacterized. Lineage: Eukaryota; Metazoa; Arthropoda; Insecta; Lepidoptera; Noctuidae. The coding region runs from base 146 to 1108 and encodes 320 amino acids. The record is from RefSeq and is a predicted model, not a curated record. The transcript is spliced from 4 exons.